Messenger RNA from Miscanthus lutarioriparius, 2097 nucleotides. The record is from the annotation of a GenBank genome assembly. NCBI's taxonomy places the organism in Eukaryota, Viridiplantae, Streptophyta, Magnoliopsida, Poales, Poaceae.
AUGGAGUUUCGGUACCGCGCCGUCGACGAGCGUCGAAGCCGGUCGCCGCCGCCGCCAACGGCGCCGAGUACUCCUGGCUCCGGAUCGGCAGACGGCCACGGCAGCAACGGUCCGGCCGAGCGCGUGGGUAAUUCUGCCGUGACGCUAUGGCGGCCUGAUCUGCUCCCACCGGAGACGGCGGCGGUCGACACUGACGAGCUGCGGCGGCAAGCGGAGAAGGCGAGGAUCAGGGAGCGGAUCCUGAGGGAGGAAGCGGAGCACUGGGAGCUCGAGCUGGAGGUGCGCGGUGAGUUAAGGGAGCAGAUGCUGCAACUGUCGUGGCCUGCGCUUGGGCAGAAGGCGAGAGGAUCCGGCACGCCAACGGCGGUGUCACCGGGAACGAUUACUGCCGCCAACUCAUCGCUGCUGCCGGCUGUUGCGCUUGAGGCCCACCCAAAUGCAAGCGCACUAGCAACCGCGAUGACCAAGCGGAAGAGCUCUGAUCAUGCCGCCGAAGCAUCCAGAGUAUCGUUGGCUCCAAGCAGCAAGAAGCAGAAGAGCACCUUAACCUGCACAGCGUGUGGCAUCAGCGCAAACAGCGAGAAGGCCAUGCAAGACCACCUCAAUGGGAAGGUGCACAGGAAGAAGGUGGUAGCACUUCCGGAGUUGUCAAAGCUAGUGCCAGAUGAGACAGAGCAGGAGAUAGGGCUCGAGGCAGGUGAGGAACCGGGAAUGGCGAUGGAGACAUUAGGAGAUUACAAACCCGCCAAGUUCAUGAUGGCGACGACCGCAGGAGCGCUGAACGAAGUGACACAGAUGGAUGGGUACCUCCUCUGUGAGUUGUGCAAUGUGCGGACGGCAGACCGUAUUACAAUGAUGUGCCACUUGCAAGGGAACAAACACAUCUCUAAUGAUCAGAAGAAGCAUCGACCCUCCAGCAAGCUAUCGGGUGCGGCUAUUGCCACUGCUGAUCCUAAUAAAAAUCUGGUUCUAGAGGAUUACAGUGUGUCGCUGCCACACACUGUGCGGCGCUUGGAAGGCUUUCUGUGUGACGUGAAGGCCUCGUCGAUGAAUGGCAUGCGUCAACACUUACCAGGGAAGAAGCACAAGAAUAAGGCAAACACCAGCUCAUCUGAUGCGUCUGUCAACCUUUCCUUAGGAGGAAAGGAAGUAGCCAAAGCACAACUGAUAGACACGGAUCACACGGCUGUCAUCUCUGACGACAUGGCAGCAAAGGUGGAAGCACCACUAGCGAAGAAGUCAUUGCAACCAAAGCUUGGUGAUGAUGAUGAGCUGCAAGAAAUGACUGUGGCACCACCAAAGGAAGACAUUGCCAUUGGGGAUAGUACAAAGACUCCUGGAACAGAAAUGAUGAAAAGCAAUGCAACUUCUGCUGGGGUUCAACUCAAUAAUGUCUGUGAUUCUGACUCACCGACCAUGGAAGUAGACAGUGUGAUGCACCCUCUACGGCGGGUGGAUGGCUUCCUUUUCUGCCUGAGCUGCAACGCAAAGGCAUCAUCUGAGAUCAUCAUGCAGUCUCACCUGGCUGGGAAAAAGCACAAGCGCAAGAUGGCACUCGCUGCUGCACGAGGAAACAAUGACUUGUCUGUCCUUGUCACCGGGGCUGAUGAGGCACAAGACAAUGGCUCAAAGUCCAUCAAAAGCAAUGUGGAGGCAGAAUCGGCGGUGCCACAAGCAAAAACCGCUGCCAAUGAAGAUGCAGAAUCAGCCCCGCCAUUGGCAGUACCACAAGCAAUGGCAUCCAUGACAGUAGAUCGACCAGUAGAAGCUCAACCUGCUACUUGCAUUACUGAACCAGCAGAGGAAGGCGAGAUUAUUGAGGAAGCUGAAGAAGAGCAUGCAGCUGCCGACUCCAAUGGCUCUGUGACCCAAGCCAAGGAAUCCGUAAUAACAAAUUACACCACUGCCCCUGCCAAGCCAAUCAAGAUCCAGGUGGAGGGUAAGGUGUUCACAGUGAUGCAGCAGGAGAAUGGCAGGCUCUCGUGCGACCUGUGCGGCGUCCAUGGCUGCGACAAGGACAGCAUGAUUCUGCACCUCUACACCCGUACACACUGGGGCAAAGCCAAUCUUGCAGAGAAAAAAGAGCAGCAAGUGUGA